This is a messenger RNA of Sesamum indicum (sesame), 1076 nucleotides long. Its product is annotated as methyl-CpG-binding domain-containing protein 6. The record is from RefSeq and is a predicted model, not a curated record. NCBI's taxonomy places the organism in Eukaryota, Viridiplantae, Streptophyta, Magnoliopsida, Lamiales, Pedaliaceae. Gene Ontology annotation, molecular function: DNA binding.
AGGAAUUAUUGUUGCUUUUUUCCCCUUCAUUUUUAGUCAUCGCUUAUUCAAACGUUUGCUCACACUCUCCCCCUUUCCCUCAGCUUCUCCGAACUCGAUCCCAAUGUCCGAACCCCAGCUCCCUAACCCCAACCCUCAACCCGCCGGCACCCCCACUGAGCUACCCGCCCACUCGAUUCCACCCGACCCGCUAUUGGAUUCGGGCUCCUUCAUCGACCCCGACCGCCACGACACCGGGGCUGAGUCCCCCCAACACCACCAAUGUCAACCGGCCCCCAGCGUGGAGUUCGGGCCGGGGGUGGUUAUUGCGGCAGAGCCCAUUUCCAUGUUGGCACCUUCCGAGAACUCGGCGGAGGCCGCACCUCGGUCGGUGAGGAGGAGAAACCCGGAGGAGAUGUCGAAGAGGCCGAGCUGGUUGCCAGAGGACUGGCAGAUUGAUUUGAGAGUCCGAGCUUCUGGAGCUACCGCUGGACUUAUCGAUCGAUAUUAUGUUGAACCAUCGGGACAACGCAAAUUCCGUUCAAAGGUUGAGGUGCUUCAUUAUUUAGAAACGGGAGGUAAACCAAAGAGGAAGUCGACUUCUGAAGCAGAUGCUGGGAGUUCCGCAAGUCCCGCGAGCCAAAAACAAAAGAAGUCGAGCGCAAAACGCAAGAAAUCCGAGACCUUAAAUUCUGAGACUCAUGUCCCCAAUGGCGUUCAGAGAGAUACUCCUCAAGAGAGAUGAAACUGUCGGGACAAGCGUAAGCAAGCUGUAGCAUAUGCACUCCUAGAUUGACGCUGAUGGAAAUGUUGAAACAUUAACAGAGGACCGAGUUCUUUUGAAUUGUUAUAUAUUGUGGACUGGAUUUUAGUUGGAAUUAUAGGCCUUUUACAUGUCCUGAAUACAGAUUUUCAGUUCAAUUCUGCUAGUGCUUGUGAUCUUUGUUCGAGACAGAGUCAAAUAUUUUUUUUCUUGGACAUUUACAGUUGAGAUAGAACAAUCUUGUACUGGAAUUCUCCUUUUGGAGCAGUCUUGCUGACAGAUUUUCUUGGAAUAUUUAUGAUGCAAAAUGAUGUUUCCCAAUUAAGCUCUUUUA